Molecule: messenger RNA, 30556 nt
Organism: Marchantia polymorpha subsp. ruderalis
Lineage: Eukaryota; Viridiplantae; Streptophyta; Marchantiopsida; Marchantiales; Marchantiaceae
Source: the annotation of a GenBank genome assembly
UGCACUGCUCUCUCUUUCUCUCACUUACUAGGCUCUCCUCUCUCGCUCUCGUGAACGCAUGCGCACCGAUCGCGAGCAUCUUCUGCUGGCCAUCUGAUUGCGCGUUCACUCACUGCAAACUCUUUCUUCUAGCUCUUUAGACUCGAUAGGUAGAACAAGUCGUUAGAUUCUCGAUCAGAUCAGCUUAGACAAACAAAGAUACUGCAUUCUCUUGUGGAAUUCCAGGCACGCACAAUUUUGAUUCAAACAUUUCCAAACAAUUUCGCUCGUUAGAAUUCAGAUUGUCUCUGAGACAAUCCGAUCUUCAGUCACAGGCACACAUCUGCCUGCGCACACAUUCUCAACUCUCUGCCACUCUCUCCUACACUUCGGUCACAGUCGGUCUCACGGACUUAGAAUCCAGCUCCGGACUGCAACUCGCGAAACCCUUUUUUAAAUUUCGCUGAGUGAGUCAAAUUUACGGACUCGAGCAAGGACUUGCUCCUGUUCAUCCACUCACUGGGAUAACCGCAUCUCAGUUCUAGCUUGCAUCAUUUUUUCAUAUCGCAAGCUAAUCAUCCUUGUAAAUAUAUUAGUUGUUUUUGCACACACAUAGCUCAAAUUCUACUUCUUAGUAUUGAGAAUUUGUGUUGCUCGGACCUCGUUAUCCGGCCGAGCGAUUUGGAUUGAAUUGAGCUUGUUUUUAUUUCUGCUCAAAUUCACGUAUAGAUAGAACAAACUCACGUGUCUUGCAGGGCUUGUUGCUUUCUUUGCAACUUUUUUAGCGAGGAAGGCAACACUGCGACACUCUGAGAUAGGCUGGUGGACAAUCGAUCUCAUACCUUACGGUUUCAAGGGGUGAACAUAUAUCUACCAGGUCAGAUCAACGAUCCGAUCAUCGGUCCGUUGUUUGUGUCUCGAGGUACUCAAUCCUCACAUUACACUGUUGCAUCAAAACUUGCAUCUGAUUCGUUUUGUGUAUCUUUUCAUGAUACUUCUGAAUUUCGAUAGGCUAGCCUGAACACCAGUAUUAGGCUAGAUUGCUUGUGUACAUCAUCUUGAUAUUAUUUAUUACCUUUCGGAUCCACCAGCGCCUUUGCCUGUGCUCGUUGAACCAAAGCAUUUGAUUGCAGUUCGAUAUUUUUUCAAUUGCUGCAUCGCUCCUGUUUCGCACAAGUGUGCUAGAAUUGGUCAAUCGCCUCCAAACGCUUGUCUUUGCUUGCUCCUUUUAUUCGCAUUGCAUUUGACUCGUACAUAGGUGAAUCUUGUAGUCAUUCGAGGUCUAGACAAACCCCUUGGGAUUUGAUAGCUUCACUAACAGAAAAAAUUAAAAAAGUUAAGAUUUCUCUUGAAUUUGAAUUGACUUUUGUUUUCGCGAUAUAGCGUAAAUCUCAAUCACGGUGCUUCAUAUCGCACUUACUGCUCAAGCCGUUAUCUUACUCUUAUACCUGAAUCUAGCGACUGAGCUCGACAGUACUCUAAUCUACAGACUGAAUUUGAUUGUUAGCCUUACUAUACAUCCGUCCCUCGUUGUAGCGUUUGCGUGUACUCUCGUCUUCUGUUUCCUACAGGUUGUUCAGUAGAGACCUUCGUUACGAUGGGGAAGUGUUCGAGCAAACUUGAGAGGACCGAUACGGACUCCUCAUUCCAUGUGCGCGGCGGCAAGUCCAGCAAGGCUCCCUCGAGCCCUCAGCCAGUCGUCAGAAAGGAAGGGGAGGAAGCUGAACUGCAUGCUAGCUCUCCAGGGGAGUCAUCACAUUCAGGUGGAAGGCUAAGAAAAAGAGGAUCUAAGCCCCCGGCCUUGAAAACUACGGUUGCCUUACCUGUGCCUGGGUCUUCUUCUGCUCCUGUUCCACUCGAAGAAGUACAAGAAACCUUCCACGAUGCAGCUGAGGAGCUGCCAAAGUCCCCUACUGCUCUAUCCACUCCAUUGGCCACUUCACUUGGAAAAUCUCCUGUUUCCAAAUUCGAGACUCCCGUCUUCAGUCCCACUACGGAUCAAGGCUUUAGCUUCGGUCCUUCGACUGCAGAAUCGCUACAAGAGUCAACUGCUUCCCAGGUUCGGAGUAAGCAAAUUUUGACCUCGUCAGCUUCCUUACCUGCUCGAAGUACUGUGGUGAAGGGCUCAAUUCCAGAAUCCACAUUUGGGGCGAGUGUCAGCCAGAAGAUCGCGAUAUCAUCAAGUCCAAUUGAAUCUGAGAUGACACCAGAUGAAGCACUCGAAGCGAAGAAGGUAAAAGAGCACGAAACAAUGAAGGCUUUCGUAGAACUCGGUGAUAACUGGGAGCUGGUCACUCGAGAGCCUCAACUAGCUGCAACUUUAGCCAAGAAAGAAGAUUCCCAACCUGUCGUCAGUCCUCAGGCCGAGGAGGAGUCAACAUUUGUCUUGGAGAGGAAAUCAAGGAGUCUGGACAUUGACAUGAGAACACCGGAAGAGCAGGCGGAGAGUUCAGUAUCUGUCACGCCAAUCCUUGUUUCUUCACAUGCAUUUGAUCCUCAACCUCAAGGCGGACUUCUUGAUCCUUCGGGACCUGAGAGCCCUGCUUUGCUUCUGAGGAAGGAAGGUUAUACAGCACGUGAAGAGCCACCAGCAACAGAUACCGAUCUUGACAAACCGAAGGGUACACUUAGCUCGCAAUCUUCGUCGGCAGGAAGUGCAGAGUUUGAAAUCAUCAGGGGACCAGAGGAUGAGAAGAACGUGAUUUCUGCCUCACAGCAAGUUGGUACUUUCGGAGAUAAACAUGAGGAAGAUACCUUGGGGAAAAAAUACGACUGGUCGUCGGAGGAAGAAAAGAAAGAUGACGACAAAUCCUCAAUCGUUCAGGAGUUGAGAAGUUUACAUCAACCUGUCGAGAGAGCGGAACUAGAGACUUCAACUUCAGCAGCUAUACCAGGAGAUCAAGAUGCCGCAGCUUCGCUUGCCAUCGAAAAAUCUCCAAUUGCUUCAACAACUGAAGGACCGAAGGACUCCCAUUCUGCUGCAGUCCCCGCUGGAUCUGAAGAGAAAGACCUACCAACGGGCCUAGACAAACCACAAGUAUUUAUUCCUUUCGGAGUUGAUUUUUCUGCUUCAUCAGAGGAGGAAUACCCAUCAGAUGGUGCAAGUGCACCUGCAGUUGCUACAGAUGAGAAGAAAGUAGUUGACACACCCAUUGAAGAUGACUACCAGGAGAUUACUCUUUCUUCCGUUGAAAUACCAUCAAAAGAAAGUGAAUCAUCUCCAACGAAAACUCCAGAGGACACCAUACUAGGUACUACAGAGAAGGAAGUUUCGAGCGCAUCAUCUGACGUAAUUCAGCAUGAUGUUCCUACCACCUUCGAAACAUCCGGAGAGGAAGAUACUCCACCAGGAUUUGCUUACAAGGAGCCAGUGGAGGUCAGAUCGAAAGACGAAGUGGUUGAGACUUCCACUGAGAAGGCUACUCCAUUUGAGAGGGAGAUUCUUUUACCUGCUACCCAGUUAGAGGCCCCAGAAGAACCAAAGGAUGGUCUUGCUGAUGUCCAGUUCCCUGCUACUCCUGCAGCUUUGGAGACAUCACCAGAAGCUCAGCCUGAUUCACCAGCUGCUCCUUCAGAUGUAACAACCAGAGAAAUUGCAGUUGACACACAAGGGGCUAUUGUCUUACCUGCUGUCGAUAUCGAGGAAACAAAAUCGGAAUUCGAUCUACACGACAAAAUUGCUCCUGAAAAACAGAUAGCCACUACAGAUGCUGAGGUUCUUGCUGCUUUACAGGACGAUGAAGAGGGAGUUGAGAAACCCGAAGUAUCAAGAACUUUGGAGGUGGACGAGAUCCUCACAACAAUCGAAGCUACUCCUGAGGUCUCUUCAGUUUCUGAGGAGAAGGAUACCGAAGUCAUUGCUUCCCCACCCACUACUGCAGAACAGAACGACGAGAAGGAUACCGACGACAUUGUUCCGGCUUCACAAGAGCCUACUGCAGAUCUUCCCCAAGACAAGGAGCUUCCCAAUACUCUGGAGAAAUCUGCGGCAGAAGAGCCAGCAGUUAUCUCCGACUCAGUACCGCCUACAGCCGAGGCAGCUGAAGACGACAAUAAAACUGAUGAUACGGCCGACGAAACAACACUUUCCAGAGAAAUUGUUUUACCUGCACAUGUAGAAGAGAGCGUGAUGGAACCAGACGCUGAGAAGGAGGUACCCUCCAGUCCUAAACCUGAUAAGGAGACAACUCCUCUUCCAGAGAACGAACCAGCGGCAAUUCCUACCGAAGAGACUCCUCUUACAGUAACGCAGGAGACUUCGACAAAAGAAUCGCCCGCUGCAGAGAGCGAGGUGUCUACAGUUUCUGAGGAAAAAGAUACCGAAGUCAUUGCGUCCCCACCCACUCCUGCUGAACACCACGACGAGAAGGAUACCGUCGACAUUCUUCCGGCUGCACAAGAGCCUACUGCAGAUCUUCCCCAAGACAAUGAGCUUCCCAAUACUCUGGAGAAAUCUGCGGAAGUAGAGCCAGCAGUUGCCUCCGACUCAGUACCGCCCACAACCGAAGCAGCUGAGGAUGACAUUAAAACUGAUGAUACUCCCGACGACACAACACUUUCCAGAGAUGUUGUGUUACCUGCAAAUGUAGAAGAGAGCGAGACGGAACCAGAGGCUGAGAAGGAGGUACCCUCCAGUCCUAAACAUGAUAAGGAGACAACUCCUCUUCCCGAGAACAAACCAGCGGCAAUUCCUACCGAAGAGACUCCUCUUCCAGUAACACAUGAGACUUCGACAGAAGAAUCGCCCGCUGCAGAGAGCGAGGUGUCUACAGUUUCGGGGGAAAAAGAUACCGAAGUCAUUGCUUCCCCACCCACUAAUGCUGAACAACACGACGAGAAGGAUACCGACGACAUUCUUCCGGCUGCACAAGAGCCUACUGCAGAUCUUUCCCAAGACAAGGACCUUCCACAUACUCUGGAGAAAUCUGCGGAAGAAGAGACAGCAGUUGUCUCUGACUCAGUACCGCCUACAGCCGAAGCAGCUGAAGGCGACAUUAAAACUGAUGAUACGGCCGACGACACAACACGUUCCAGAGAAAUUCUGUUACCUACACAUGAAGAAGAGAGCGUGCCGGAACCAGAGGCUGAGAAGGAGGUACCCUCCAGUCCCAAACAUGAUAAGGAGACAUCUCUUCUUCCAGAGGACGACCCACCGGCGAUUCCUACCGAAGAGACACCUAUUGCAGUAACGCAGGAGACUUCCAUUCCCAAGGAACUGGAGCCAGAAGUCAUUCCUCCUCAAGAGGAUAUCGCUUCCACUCCUGCAGACGAGGAGAUCAAGCAAGAAGCUUCGCCCAAGGAAGCAGAUGUCACCAUCUCUACUCCAGACAAAGAUCUUACAGCAGAUGAAGUACUCAUUCCUCACUCUGAGGAAAAGGAAAUUCCUGCAAUUCCCGAGGACGAAUCGGCAUCCAUUUCUCCAGAAAAAUCAAACGCUGCAGAGAGCGAGGUGUCUUCACUUUCUGAGGAGGAGGAACCCAAAGUCAUUGCGUCCCCACCCCCUCCUCCUGAACAGCACGACGAGAAGGAAACCGUCGACAUUCUUCCUACUGCACAAGAGCCUACUGCAGAUCUUCCCCAAGACAAGGAGCUUCCCGAUACUCUGGACAAAUCUACGGAAGAAGAGCCAGCAGUUGUCUCCGACUCAGUACCGCCCACAGCCGAAGCAGCUGAAGACAACUUUAAAACUGAUGAUACUGCCGACGACACAACACUUUCCAGAGAAAUUGUGUUACCUACACAUGAAGAAGAGAGCGUGAAGGAACCAGAGGCUGAGAAGGACGUACCCUCCAGUCCCAAACAUGAUAAGGAGACAUCUCUUCUUCCAGAGAACGAACCAGCGGCAGUUGCUACCGUAGAGACUCCUCUUCCAGUAACGCAGGAGACUUCCACUCCCGAGGACAAGGAGCCGGAGGUCAUUCUCCCUCAAGAGGAUAUCACUUCCAUUCCUGCAGACGAGGAGAUCAAGGAAGAAGUUGCGGCCAAGGAAACAGAUGUCAUCACGCUUACUGCAGACAGACACCUUACAGCAGAUGAAGGUUUCUCUGAAGAAAAGCAAAUUCCUGCACUUCCAGUAGCCGAGCCGGCAGCCAUUUCUCCAGAAGAAUCGCCUGCUGCAGGAAGCGGGGUGUCUUCUGUUUCUGAGGAGAAGGAUACCGAAGUCAUUGCUUCUCCACCCACUCCAGCUGAACAGGACGACGAGAAGGAUACCGUCGACAUUAUUCCGGCUGCACAAGAGCCUACUGCAGAUCUUCCCCAAGACAAGGAGCUUCCCGAUACUCUGGAGAAAUCUGCGGAAGAAGAACCAGCAGUUGUCUCCGACUCAGUACCGCCCACAGCCGAAGCAGCUGAAGACGACGUUAAAACUGAUGAUACUCCCGACGACACAACACUAUCCAGAGAAAUUCUGUUACCUCCACAUGAAGAAGAGAGCGUGACGGAACCAGAGGCUGAGAAUGAGGUACCCUCCAGUCCCAAACAUGAUAAGGAGACAUCUCUUCUUCCAGAGUACGAACCAGCGGCAAUUGCUUCCGAAGAGACUCCUCUUCCAGUAACGCAGGAGACUUCCACUCCCGAGGACAAGGACCCGGAGGUCAUUCUCCCUCAAGAGGAUAUCACUUCCAUUCCUGCAGACGAGGAGAUCAAGGAAGAAGCUUCAUCCAAGGAAGCAGAUGUCAUCACCUCUACUGAAGACAAAGCUCUUACAGCAGAUGAAUUACCCUCGAAGGAAAAGGAAAUUCCUGCACUUCCAGUGGCCGAGCCGGCAGCCCUUUCUCCAGAAGAAUCGCCUGCUGCAGGAAGCGAGGUGUCUUCCGUUUCUGAGGAGAAGCAUACCGAAGUCAUUGCUUCCCCAGCCACUCCUGCUGAACACCACGACGAGAAGGAUACCGUCGACAUUCUUCCGGCUGCACAAGAGCCUACUGCAGAUUUUCCCCAAGACAAGGAGCUUCCCGAUACUCUGGAGAAAACUGCGGAAGAAGAGCCAGCAGUUGCCUCCGACUUAGUACCGCCCACAACCGAAGCAGCUGAGGAUGACAUUAAAACUGAUGAUACUCCCGACGACACAACACUUCCCAGAGAAAUUGUGUUACCUGCACAUGUAGAAGAAAUCCUGACGGAACCAGAGGCUGAGAAGGAGGUACCCUCCAGUCCAGAACACGAUAAGGAGACAACUCCUCUUCCACAGACCGAGCCAGCGGAAAUUCCUACCGAAGAGACUCCUCUUCCAGGAACGCAGGAGACUUCCACUUCCGACGACAAGGAGCCGGAGGUCAUUCUCCCUCAAGAGCAUAUGACUUCGACUCCUGCAGACGAGGAGAUCAAGGACGACGCCUCAACCAAGACAGCAGAUGUAGUCACCUCUACUGCAGACACAAUUCUUACAGCUGAUGAAAUACCCUCUGAGGAAAAGGAAAUUCCAACACUUCCAGAGGCCGAAACGGCGGCCAUAUCUCAAGCAGAAUCGCCUGCUGGAGGAAGCAAGGGUUCUUCAGUUUCUGAGGAGAACGAACCCGAAGUCUCUGAAGAGAAGGAACCCGAGGUCAUUGCGUCCCCACCCACUCCUCCUGAACAGCACGACGAUAAGGAUACCGUCGACAUUCUUCCUACUGCACAAGAGCCUACUGCAGAUCUUCCACAAGACAAGGAGCUUCCCGAUACUCUGGACAAAUCUGCGGAACAAGAGCCAGCAGUUGUCUCCGACUCGGUACCGCCCACAGCCGAAGCAGCUGAAGACGACAUUAAAACUGAUGAUACUGCCGACGACACAACACUUUCCAGAGAAAUUCUGUUACCUACACAUGAAGAAGAGAGCGUGCCGGAACCAGAGGCUGAGAAGGAGGUACCCUCCAGUCCCAAACAUGAUAAGGAGACAUGUCUUCUUCCAGAGGACGAACCAGCGGCAAUUGCGACCGUUGAGACUCCUCUUCCAGUAACGCAGGAGACUUCCACCCCGGAGGACAAGGAGCCAGAGGUCAUCCUCCCUCAAGAGAAUAUCACUUCCAUUCCUGCAGACGAGGAGAUCAAGGAAGAAGCUUCAGCCAAGGAAACAGAUGUCAUCACCCCUACUGCAGACAAAGACCUUACAGCCGAUGAAGGUUCCUCUGAGGAGAAGGAAGUUCCUCCGCUUCCAGAGAGCGAGCAGGCUGCCAUUUCUCCAGGAGAAUUGCCUGCUGCAGAGAGCGAGGUGACUUCAGUUUCUGAGGAGAAGGAACCCGCAGUCAUUGCGUCCCCACCCACUCCUCCUGAACAUCACGACGAGAAGGAUACCGUUGACAUUCUUCCGACUGCACAAGAGCCUACUGCAGAUCUUCCCCAAGAGGAUAUCACUUCCAUUCCUGCAGACGAGGAGAUCAAGGAAGAAGCUUCAGCCAAGGAAACAGAUGUCAUCACCCUUACUGCAGACAAAGACCUUACAGCAGAUGAAGGUUCCUCUGAGGAAAAGGAAAUUCCUGCACUUCCAGUGACCGAGCCGGCAGCCAUUUCUCCAGAAGAAUCGCCUGCUGCAGGAAGCGAGGUGUCUUCCGUUUCUGAGGAGAAGCAUACCGAAGUCAUUGCUUCCCCAGCCACUCCUGCUGAACAGCACGACGAGGAGGAUACCGUCGACAUUCUUCCGGCUGCACAAGAGCCUACUGAAGAUCUUACCCAAGACAAGGAGCUUCCCGAUACUCUGGAGAAAUCUGCGGAAGAACAGCCAGCAGUUGUCUCCGAGUCAGCAACGCCCACAGCAGAAGCACCUGAAGACGACAAUAAAAUUGAUGCUACUCCCGACGACACAACACUUUCCAGAGAAAUUGAGUUACCUGCACAUGUAGAAGAAAUCGUGACGGAACCAGAGGCUGAGAAGGAGGUACCCUCCAGUCCAAAACACGGUAAGGAGACCACUCCUCUUCCAGAAGACGAGCCAGCGGCAAUUCCUACCGAAGUGACUCCUCUUGCAGGAAUGCAGGAGACUUCCACUCCGCAGGACAAGGAGCCAGAGGUCAUCCUCCCUCAAGAGGAUAUCACUUCCAUUCCUGCAGACGAGGAGAUCAAGGAAGAAGCUUCAGCCAAGGAAACAGAUGUGAUCACCUCAACUGAAGACAAAGAUCUAACAACAGAUGAAGUUUCCUCUGAGGUAAAGGAAGCUCCUGCACUUCCAGAGGCCGAAACGACAGCCAUUUCUCCAGGAGAAUCGCCAGCUGCAGAGAGCGAGGUGUCUUCAGUUUCUAAGGAGAAGGAACCCGAAGUCAUAGCGUCCCCACCUACUCCUCCUGAACAGCACGACGAGAAGGAUACCGUCGACAUUCUUCUGACUGCACAAGAGCCUACUGCAGAUCUUCCACAAGACAAGGAGCUUCCCGAUACUCUGGACAAAUCUGCAGAACAAGAGCCAGCAGUUGUCUCCGACUCAGCACCGCCCACAGCCGAAGCAGCUGAAGACGACACUAAAACUGAUGAUACUGCCGACGACGACACAACACUUUCCAGAGAAAUUGUGUUACCUCCACAUGAAGAAGAGAGCGUGACGGAACCAGAGACUGAGAAGGAGGUACCCUCCAGUCCCAAACAUGAUAAGGAGACAUCUCUUCUUCCAGAGGACGAACCAGCGGCAAUGGCUGCCGAUGAGACUCCUCUUCCAGUAACGCAGGAGACUUCCACUCCCGAGGACAAGGACAAGGAGGUAAUUCUCCCUCAAGAGGUUAUCACUUCCAUUCCUGCACACGAGGAGAUCAAGGAAGAAGCUUCAUCCAAGGAAGCAGAAGUCAUUACCUCUACUGCAGAGAAAGAAUUGACAGCAGAUGAAGUACACUCUGAGGAAAAGGAAGUUCCUGCACUUCCAGAGGCCGAGCUGGAAGCCCUUUCUUCAGUAGAAUCGCCUGCUGAAGAGAGCAAGGUGUCUUCAGUUUCUGAGGAGAAGGAACCCGAAGUCAUUGCGUCCCCACCCACUCCUGCUGAACACCACGACGAGAAGGAUACCGUCGACAUUCUUCCGGCUACACAAGAGCCUACUGCAGAUCUUCCCCAAGACAAGGAGCUUCCCGACACUCUGGACAAAUCUGCGGAAGAAGAGCCAGCAGUUGUCUCCGACUCAGUACCGCCCACAGCCGAAGCAGCUGAGGAUGACAAUAAAACUGAUGAUACUCCCGACGACACAACACUUUCCAGAGAAAUUGUGUUACCUCCACAUGAAGAAGAGAGCGUGACGGAACCAGAGGCGGAGAAGGACGUACCCUCCAGUCCCAAACAUGAUAAGGAGACAUCUCUUCUUCCAGAAGACGAACUAGCCGCACUGGCUACCGAAGAGACUCCUCUUCCGGUAACGAAGGAGACUUCCACUCCCGAGGACAAGGACCCGGAGGUCAUUCUCCCUCAAGAGGAUAUCACUUCCAUUCCUCAAGAGGAGAUCAAGGAAGAUGCUUCGUCCAAGGAAGCAGAUGUCAUUACCUCUAUUGCAGAGAAAGAACUGACAGCAGUUGAAGGUUCCUCUGAGGAAAAGGAAGUUCAUGCACUACCAGAGGCCGAGCCGGCAGCCAUUUCUCCAGGAGAAUCGCCAGCUGCAGAGAGCGAGGUGUCUUCAGUUUCUAAGGAGAAGGAACCCGAAGUCAUUGCGUCCCCACCCACUCCUGCUGAACAGCACAACGAGAAGGAUAACGUCGACAUUCUUCCGGCUGCACAAGAGCCUACUGCAGAUCUUCCACAAGACAAGGAGCAUCCCGAUACUCUGGACAAAUCUGCGGAAGAAGAGCCAGCAGUUGUCUCCGACUCAGUACCGCCCACAGCCGAAGCAACUGAAGACGACACUAAAACUGAUGAUACUGCCGACGACGACACAACACUUUCCAGAGAAAUUGUGUUACCUCCACAUGAAGAAGAGAGCGUGACGGAACCAGAGACUGAGAAGGAGGUACCCUCCAGUCCCAAACAUGAUAAGGAGACAUCUCUUCUUCCAGAGGACGAACCAGAGGCAAUGGCUGCCGAUGAGACUCCUCUUCCAGUAACGCAGGAGACUUCCACUUCCAUUCCUGCACACGAGGAGAUCAAGGAAGAAGCUUCAUCCAAGGAAGCAGAUGUCACCACCUCUACUGCAGACAAAGAAUUGACAGCAGAUGAAGUCCACUCUCAGGAAAAGGAAGUUCCUGCACUUCCAGAGGCCGAAACAGCAGCCAUUUCUCCAGUAGAACCGCCUGCUGCAGAGAGCGAGGUGUCUUCAGUUUCUGAGGAGAAGGAACCCAAUGUCAUUGCGUCCCCACCCACUCCUGCUGAACAGCACGACGAGAAGGAUACCGUCGACAUUCUUCCGGCUGCACAAGAGCCUACUGCAGAUCUUCCCCAAGACAAGGAGCUUCCCGAUACUCUGGAGAAAACUGCGGAAGAAGUUCCAACAGUUGUCUCCGACUCAGUACCGCCCACAACCGAAGCAGCUGAGGAUGAGAUUAAUACUGAUGAUACUCCCGACGACACAACACUUUCCAGAGAAAUUGUGUUCCCUGCACAUGUGGAAGAAAGCGUGACGGGACCAGAGGCAGCGGACGAGGUACCCUCCAGUCCUAAACAGGAAAAGGAGACAACUCCUCUUCCAGAGGACGAGCCAGCGGCAAUUCCUAACGAAGAGACUCCUCUUCCAGUAACGCAGGAGACUUCCACUCCCGAGGACAAGGAGCUGGAGGUCAUUCUCCCUCAAGGGGAUAUCCCUUCCAUUCCUGCAGACGAGGAGAUCAAGGAAGAAGCUUCAUCCAAGGAAGUGGAUGUCAUCACCACUACUGCAGACAAAGAUCUUACAGCAGAUGAAGUACCCUUGGAGGAAAAGGAAAUUCCUGCAUUUCCAGAGGCCGAAACGGCAGCCAUUUCUCCAGUAGAAUCACCUGCAGCAGGAAGCGAGGUGUCUUCAGUCUCUGAGGAGAAGGAACCCGAGGUCAUUGCGUCCCCACCCACUCCUGCUGAACAGCACGACGAGAAGGAUGCUGUCGACAUUCUUCCUACUGCACAAGAGCCUACUGCAGAUCUUCCCCAAGACAAGGAGCUUCCCGAUACUCUGGACAAAUCUGCGGAAGACGAACCAGCAGUUGUCUCCGACUCAGUACCGCCCACAGCCGAAGCAGCUGAUGACGACAUUAAAACUGAUGAAACUGCCGACGACACAACUCUUUCCAGAGAAAUUGUGUUACCUACAAAUGUAGAAGAAAGCGUGACGGAACCAGAGGCUGAGAAGAAGCUACCCUCCAGUCCCAAACACGAUAAGGAGACAACUCCUCUUCCAGAGGACGAGCCAGCGGCAAUUCCUAACGAAGAGACUACUCUUCCAGUACCGCAGGAGACUUCCACUCCCGAGGACAAGGAGCCAGAGGUCAUCCUCCCUCAAGAGGAUAUCACUUCCAUUCCUGCAGACGAGGAAAUCAAGGAAGAAACUACAUCCAAGGAAACAGAUGUCAUCACCUCUACUGCAGACAAUGAACUUACAGCAGAUGAAGGUUCCUCUGAGGAAAAGGAGGUUCCUGCACUACCAGAGGCCGAGCCGGCAGCCAUUUCUCCAGGAGAAUCGCCAGCUGCAGAGAGCGAGGUGUCUUCAGUUUCUGAGGAGAAGGAACCCGAAGUCAUUGCGUCCCCACCCACUCUUGCUGAACAGCACGCUGAGAAGGAUACCGUGGACAUUCUAACGGCUGCACAAGAGCCUACUGCAGAUCUUCCCCAAGACAAGGAGCUUCAGGAUACUCUGGAGAAAUCUGCGGAAGAAGAGCCAGCAGUUGUCUCCGACUCAGUUCCAACUACAGCCGAAGCAGCUGAAGAUGACAUUAAAACUGAUGAUACUCCCGACGACACAACACUUUCCAAAGAAAUUGUGUUACCUGCACAUGUAGAAGAAAGCGUGACGGAACCAGAGGCUGAGAAGGAGGUACCCUCCAGUCCCAAGCAUGAAAAGGAGACAACUCCUCUUCCAGAAGACGAAUCUGCGACAAUUCCUACAGAAGGUACUCCUCUUCCAGUAACGCAGGAGGCUUCCACUCCCCAGGAACAGGACCCGGACGUCAUUCCUCCUCAAGAGGAUAUCACUUCCACUCCUGCAGACGAGGAGAUCAAGGACGAAGCUUCACCGAAGGAAGCAGAUGUCAAAACUUCUACUGCAGACAAAUAUCUUACAGCAGAUGAAUUACUCAUUCCUCCCUCUGAAGAAAAGGAAAUUCCUGCAAUUCCCGAGACCGUCCCGGCAGCCAUCUCUUCACAUGAAUCGCCGGCUGCAGUAAGCGAGGAGUCUUCAGUUUCUGAGGAGAAGGAACCCGAAGUCAGUGCGUCCCCAGCCACUCCUCCUGAACAGCACGACGAAAAGGACACCGACGCUGAAGACGACAUUAAAACUGAUGAUACUGCCGACGACACAACUCUUUCCAGAGAAAUUAUGUUACCUGCACCUGUAGAAGAAAGCGUGGCGGAACCAGAGGUUGAGAAGGACGUACCCUCCAGUCCUACACAGGAAAGGGAGACAACUUCUCUUCCAGAGGACGAGCCUGCGGCAAUUCCUACCGAGGAGACUCCUCUUGUAGUAACACAGGAGACUUCGACUCCUGCAGACGAGGAGGUCAAGGAAGAAGCUUCACCAAAGCAAACAGAUGUCACCACCGCUACUGCAGACAAAGAUCUUCCAGCAGAGGAAGUACUCACUCCUACCACUGAGGAAAACAAAACUCCUGCACUUCCCGAGGACGAACCGACAGCCAUUUCUCCAGAAGAAUCGCCUGCUGCAGAGAGCGAGGUGACUUCAGUCACUGAGGAGAAGGAACCCGAAGUCAUUGCGGCUCCACCUACUCCUGCUGAACAGCACGACGAGAAAGAUACCGUCGACAUUCUUCCGGCUGCACAACAGCCUACUAAAGAUCUUCCCCAAGACAAGGAGAUUGCAGAUACUCUGGAGAAAUCUGCGGAACAAGAGCCAGCAGUUGUCUCCGACUCAGAACCGCCCACAGCUGAAGCAGCUGAGGAUGACAUUCAAACUGAGGAUACUGCCGACGUCACAACACUUACAAAAGAAAUUGUGUUACCUGCACCUGUAGAAGAAAGCGUGACGGAACCAGAGGUUGAGAAGGACGUACCCUCCAGUCCUACACAUGAAAAGGAGACAACUUCUCUUCCAGAGGACGAGCCUGCGGCAAUUCCUACCGAGGAGACUCCUGUUGUAGUAACACAGGAGACUUCCACUCCUGCAGACGAGGAGAUCAAGGAAGAAGCUUCACCCAAGGAAACAGAUGUCACCACCGCUACUGCAGACAAAGAUCUUCCAGCAGAGGAAGUACUCGCUCCUGCCACUGAGGAAAACCAAAUUCCUGCACUUCCCGAAGACGAACCGGCAGCCAUUUCUCCAGAUGAAUCGCCAGCUGCAGAGAGCGACGUGUCUUCAGUCUCUGAGGAGAAAGAACCCGAAGUAAUUGCGUCCCCACCUACUCCUGCUGAACAGCAAGACGAGAAAGAUACCGUCGACAUUCUUCCGGCUUCACAAGAGCCUACUGCAGAUCUUCCCCAAGACAAGGAGAUUCCCGACACUCUGGAGAAAUCUGCGGAACAAUUGCCAGCAGUUGUCUCCGACUCGGUACCGCCCACAGCCGAAGCAGCUCAAGACAACAUAAAAACUGAUGAUACUGCCGACGACACAACACUUUCCAGAGAAAUUGUGUUACCUGCACCUGUAGAAGAAAGUGUGGCGGAACCAGAGGCUGACAAGGAGGUACCCUCCAGUCCUACAAAUGAAAAGGAGACAACUUCUCUUCCAGAGAACGAGCCUGCGGCAAUUCCUACCGAGGAGACUCCUCUUGUAGUAACACAGGAGACUUCCACUCCUGCAGACGAGGAGGUCAAAGAAGAAUCUUCACCCAAGGAAACAGAUGUCACCACCGCUACAGCAGACAAAGAUCUUCCUGCAGAGGAAGUACUCACUCCUGCCACUGAGGAAAACAAAACUCCUGCACUUCCCGAGGACGAACCGGCAGCCAUUUCUCCAGAAGAAUCGCACGCUGCAGAGAGCGAGGUGUCUUCAGUCUCUGAGGAGAAGGAACCCGAAGUCAUUUCGUCCCCACCAGCUCCUGCUGAACAGCACGACGAGAAGGAAACCGUCGACAUUCUUCCCGCUGCACAACAGCCUACUGUAGAUCUUGCCCAAGACAAUGAGAUUCCCGAUACUCUGGAGAAAUCUGCGGAACAAGAGCCAGCAGUUGUCUCCGACUCAGUACCGACCACAGCCGAAGCAGCUCAAGACAACAUAAAAACUCAUGAUACUGCCGACGACACAACACUUUCCAGAGAAAUUGUGUUACCUGCACCUGUAGAAGAAAGCGUGACGGAACCCGAGGUUGAGAAGGAGGUACCCUCCAGUCCUACACAUGAAAAGGAGACAACUUCUCUUCCAGACGACGAGCCUGCGGCAAUUCCUACCGAGGAGACUCCUCUUGUAGUAACACAGGAGACUUCCACUCCUGCAGGCGAGGAGAUCAAGGAAGAAGCUUCACCCAAGGAAACAGAUGUCACCGCCUCUACUGCAGACAAAGAUCUUCCUGCAGAGGAAGUACUCACUCCUGCCACUGAGGAAAACAAAAUUCCUGCACUUCCCGAAGACGAACCGGCAGCCAUUUCUCCAGAUGAAUCGCCCGCUGCAGAGAGCGACGUGUCUUCAGCCUCUGAGGAGAAGGAACCCGAAGUUAUUGCGUCCCCACCUACUCCUGCUGAACAGCACGACGAGAAGGAUACCGUCGACAUUCUUCCGGCUGCACAAGAGCCUACUGCAGAUCUUCCCCAAGACAAGGAGAUUCCCGAUACUCUGGAGAAUUCUGCGGAACAAUUGCCAGCAGUUGUCUCCGACUCGGUACCGCCCACAGCCGAAGCAGCUCAAGACGACAUAAAAACUGAUGAUACUGCCGACGACACAACACUUUCCAGAGAAAUUGCGUUACCUGCACCUGUAGAAGAAAGUGUGGCGGAACCAGAGGCUGAGAAGGAAGUACCCUCCAGUCCUACAAAUGAAAAGGAGACAACUUCUCUUCCAGAGAACGAGCCUGCAGCAAUUCCUACCGAGGAGACUCCUGUUGUAGUAACACAGGAGACUUCCACACCUGCAGACGAGGAGGUCAAGGAAGAAGCUUCACCCAAGGAAACAGAUGUCACCACCGCUACUGCAGACAAAGAUCUUCCAGCAGAGGAAGUACUCACUCCUGCCACUGAGGAAAACAAAACUCCUGCACUUCCCGAGGACGAACCGGCAGCCAUUUCUCCAGAUGAAUCGCCCGUUGCAGAGAGCGAGGUGUCUUCAGUCUCUGAGGAGAAGGAACCCGAAGUCAUUGCGUCCCCACCCGCUCCUGCUGAACAGCACGACGAGAAGGAUACCGUCGACAUUCUUCCGGCUGCACAAGAGCCUACUGCAGAUCUUCCCCAAGACAAUGAGAUUCCCGAUACUCUGGAGAAAUUUGCGGAAGAAGAGCCAGCAGUUGUCUCCGACUCAGUACCGCCCACAGCCGAAGCAGCUGAAAACGACAUUAAAACUGAUGAUACUGCCGACGACACAACACUUUCCAGAGAAAUUGUGUUACCUGCACCUGUAGAAGAAAGCGUGACGGAACCAGAGUCUGAAAAGGAGGUAACCCCCAGUCCUACACAUGAAAAGGAGACAAGUUCUCUUCCAGAGGACGAACCUGCGGCAAUUCCUACCGAGGAGACUCCUCUUGUAGUAACACAGGAGACUUUCACUCCGGAGGACAAGGAGCCGGAGGUCAUUCUUCCUCAAGAGGAUAUCGCUUCCACUCCUGCAGACGAGGAGAUCAAGCAAGAAGGUUCACCAAAGGAAGCAGAUGUCAGCACCUCUACUGCAGACAAGGAUCUUACAGCAGAUGAAAUACCCUCUGAGAAAAAGGAACUUCCUGCAAUUCCCGUGGCCGAACCGGCAACCAUUUCUGCAGAAGAUUCGCCCGCUGCAGAGAGCGAGGUGUCUUCAGUUCCUGAGGAGAAGCAACCCGAAGUCAGUGCGUCCUUAGACACUUCUCCUGAAAAGCACGACGAGAAGGAUGCUGUCGACAUUGUUCCGGCUGCACAACAGCCUACUGCAGAUCUUCCCCAAGACAAGGAGAUUCCCGAUACUCUGGAGAAAUCUGCGGAAGAAGGGCCAGCAGUUGUCUCCGACUCAGUACCGCCCACAGCCGAAGCAGCUGAGGAUGACAUUAACACCGACGAUGCUGCCGAGGACACAACACUUACAAAAGAAAUUGUGUUACCUGCACCCGAGACAAUUCCUCCUCCACAGGACGAACGUGAUGCAAUUCCUCUAGAAGAGAAUUUUCUUUCAGAAACCCAGGUGAGUUCAGCUCCCGAGGACAAGGAGCCGGAAUUCAUUCCACCUCAACAGGAUAUCGCUUCUUCUCCUGCAGACAAGGAGAUCAAGGAAGAAACUGCACCCAAGGAAGCAGAUGUGACCACCUCUACUGGAGAAAAAGAACUUUCCGGAGAUGAAGUAAUCACUCCCCCCUCUGAGGAAAAGGAAACUCCUCCACUUCCCGAGGACGAACCAGCAGCCAUUUCUACAGAAGAAUCGCCCGCUGCAGAGAGCGACGUGUCUUCAGUCUCUGAGGAGAAGGAACCCGAAGUCAUUGCUCCCACAGCCACUCCUGCUGAACAGCACGACGAAAAGGACACCGACGCUGAAGACGACAUUAAAACUGAUGAUACUGCCGACGACAGAACACUUUCCAGAGAAAUUGUGUUACCUGCACCUGUAGAAGAAAGCGUGACAGAACCAGAGGCUGAAAAGGAGGUACCCCCCAGUCCUACACAUGAAAAGGACACACCUUCUCUUCCAGAGGACGAACCUGCGGCAAUUCCUACCGAGAAGACUCCUCUUCCAGUAACGCAGGAGACUUCCACUCCCGAGGAACUGGAGCCGGAAGUUAUUCCUCCUCAAGAGGAUAUCGCUACCACUCCUGCACACGAGGAGAUCAAGCAAGAAGCUUCAUCCAAGGAAGCAGAUGUUAUCUUCUCUACCGCAGACAAAGAUCUUAAAGCAGAUGAGGUACCCUCUGAGGAAAAGGAAAUUACUGCACUUCCAGAGGACGAAGCGGCAGCCAUUUCGCCCGCUGCAGAGGUCGAAGUGUCUUCAGUUUCUGAGGAAAAGGAACCCGAAGUCAUUGCGUCCCCAGCCACUCCCGCUGAACAGCACGACGAGAAGGAUGCCGACGACAUUCUUACGACUGCACAAGAGCCUACUGCAGAUCUUCACCAAGACAAGGAGCUUCACGACACUCUUGAGAAAUCUGAUAACGAAGAGGAGGCAGAUGUCUCUGACUCAGUACCGCCCACAGCGGAAGCUGCUGAAGAUGACAUUAAAACUGAUGAUACUACGGACGACACAACACUUUACAGAGAAAUCGUGUUACCUGCACAUGUGGAAGAAAGCGUGACGGAACCAGAGGCUGAGAAGGAGCUACCCUCCAGUCCUAAACAUGAAAAGGACUCAACUCCUCUUCCGGAGGACGAAUCUGCGGCAACUCCUACCGAAGAGACUCCUCUUUCAGUAACUCACGAGACUUCCACUUCCGAGGAACAGGAGCCGGAGGUCAUUCCUCCUCAAGAGGAUAUCGCUUCCACUUCUGCAGACGAGGAAAUCAAGGAAGCAGCUACACCCAAAGAAGCAGAUGUCACAACCACUUCUGGAGACAAAGAUUUAACAUCAGACGACGUACUUACUCCACCGACUGAGCAAAAGGAAAUUCAUGGACUUCCCGAGGACGAACGGGCAUCCAUUUCUCCAGAAGAAUCGCACGCUGCACAGAGCGAGGUGUCUUCAGUUUCUGAGGAUAAGGAAACCGAAGUCAUUUCGCCGGAGGUCAUUAUCCCUCAAGAGGAUAUCACUUCCAUUCCUGCACACGAGGAGAUCAAGGACGAAGCUUCAUCCAAGGAAGCAGAUGUCAUCACCUCUACUGCAGACAAAGAUCUUACAGCAGAUGAAGUACCCUCUGAGGAAAAGGAAAGUCCUGCCCUUCCAGAGGCCGAACCGGCAGCCAUUUCUCCAGAAGAAUCGCCCGCUGCAGAGAGCGACGUAUCUUCAGUUUCUGAGGACAAGGAACCCGAAGUCAUUGCGUCCCCACCCGCUCCUGCUGAACAGCACGACGAGAAGGAUACCGUCGACAUUCUUCCGGCUGCACAAGAGCCUACUGCAGAUCUUCCCCAAGACAAGGAGAUUCCCGAUACUCUGGAGAAAUCUGCGGAACAAGAGCCAGCAGUUGUCUCCGACUCAGUACCGCCCACAGCCGAAGCAGCUGAGGAUGACAUUAAAACCGACGAUGCUGCCGACGACACAACACUUUCCAAAGAAAUUUUGUUACCUGCACAUGUGGAUGAAAGCGUGACGGAACCAGAAGCUGACAAGGAGGCACCCUCCAGUCCCAAACAUGAAAAGGAGACAACUCCUCUUCCAGAGAACGAACCUGCGGCGAUUCCUACCGAUGAGACUCCUCUUCCAGUAACGCAGGAGACUUCCACUCUCGAACAACAGGAGCCGGAGGUCAUUCCUCCUCUAGAGGAUAUCGCUCCCACAUCUGCAGACGAGGAGAUCAAGGAAGAAUCUUCACCCAAGGAAGCAGAUGGCACCAUCUCUACUGCAGACAAAGAUCUUACAGCAGAUGAAGUACUCGCUCCUCUCUCUGAGGAAAAGGAAAGUCCUGCACUUCCCGAGGACGAACCAGCAGCCAUUUCUCCAGAAGAAUCUUCCGCGGCAGGUAGCGAGGUGUCUUCAGUCUCUGAGGAGGAGGAACCCGAAGUCAUUGCUUCCCCAGCCACUCCAGAUGAACAGCACGACGAGAAGGAUACUGUAGAGAUUCUUCCGGCUGCACAAGAGCCUACAGCGGAUCCUCCACAAGACAAAGAACUUCACGAUACUCUUGAGAAAUCUGCGGAAGAAGAGCCUGCAUUGGCGCCCACAACCGAAUCACCUGCGGAUGAGACUAAAACUGUUGAUACUGCCGACGACACAGCAAUUUCCAAAGAAAUUGUUUUACCUGCACAUGAAAAAGACACAGUGAAGGAACCGGAAGCUGAGGAGGUUGUCCCCACUAGUUCAAAUGAAGACAAAGAGAUUUCUCCUCCUGCAGACGACGAACCUGCAGCCACUUCUACCCAAGAGACUACUCUUGAGAAACCUGCGGAAGAAGAGCCUGCAUUGGUCACGGAUUCAGUUCCACCCACAGCCGAAGCAGCUGCAGAUGACACUCAAACGGAUGAUACUGCCGACGACACAACACUUUCCAAAGAAAUUAUGUUACCUGCACAUGUGGAAGAAAGCGUGACGGAAACAGAGGCUGACAAAGAGGCACCCUCCAGUCCUAAACAUGAAAAUGAGACAACUCCUCUUCCAGAGGACGAACCUGCGGCGAUUCCUACCGAAGAGACUCCUCUUCCAGUAACGCAGGAGACUUCCACUCUCGUACAACAGGAACCGGAGGUCAUUCCUCCUCUAGAGGAUAUCGCUCCCACAUCUGCAGCCGAGGAGAUCAAGGAAGAAUCUUCACCCAAGGAAACAGAUGUCAGCACCUCUACUGCAGACAAAGAUCUUCCUGCAGAGGAAGUACUCACUCCUGCCACUGAGGAAAACAAAACUCCUGCACUUCCCGAGGACGAACCGGCAGCCAUAUCCCCAGAAGAAUCGCCCGCUGCAGAGAGCGAGGUGUAUUCAGUUUCUGAGGACAAGGAACCCGAAGUCAUUGCGUCCCCACCCAAUCCUGCUGAACAGCACGACGAGAAGAAUACCGUCGACAUUCUUCCGGCUGCACAAGAGCCUCCUGCAGAUCUUCCCCAAGACAAUGAGAUUCCCGAUACUCUGGAGAAAUCUGCGGAACAAGCCCCAGCAGUUAUCUCCGACUCAGUGCCGCCCACAGCUGAACCAGCUGAGGAUGACAUAAAAACUGAUGAUACUGCCGACGUCACAACACUUUCCAGAGAAAUUGUGUUACCUGCACCUAUAGAAGAAAGCGUGACGGAACCAGAGGUUGAGAAGGAGGUACCCUCCAGUCCCACACAUGGAAAGAAGACAACUUCUCUUCAAGAUGACGAGCCGGCAGCCAUUUCUCCAGAUGAAUCGCCCGCUGCAGAGAGCGACGAGUCUUCAGUCUCUGAGGAGAAGAAACCCGAAGUCAUUGCGUCCCCACCCGCUCCUGCUGAACAGCACGACGAGAAGGAUACCGUCGACAUUCUUCCGGCUGCACAAGAGCCUACUGCAGAUCUUCCCCAAGACAAGGAGAUUCCCGAUACUUUGGAGAAAUCUGCGGAACAAGAGCCAGCAAUUGUCUCCGACUCAGUACCGCCCACAGCUGAAUCAGCUGAGGAUGACAUUCAAACUGAUGAUACUGCCGACGACACAACACUUACGAAAGAAAUUGUGUUACCUGCACCUAUAGAAGAAAGCGUGCCCGAACCAGAGGCUGAGAAGGAGGUACCCCCCAGUCCUACACAUGAAAAGGAGACAACUUCUCAUCCAGACGACGAGCCUGCGGCAAUUCCUACCGAGGAGACUCCUCUUGUAGUAACACAGGAGACUUCCACACCUGCAGACGAGGAGGUCAAGGAAGAAGCUUCACCCAAGGAAGCAGAUGUCACCACCGCUACUGCAGACAAAGAUCUUCCAGCAGAGGAAGUACUCACUCCUGCCACUGAGGAAAACAAAACUCCUGCACUUCCCGAAGAUGAACCGGCAGCUAUUUCUCCAGAAGAAUCGCCCGCUGCAGAGAGCGACGUGUCUUCGAUCUCUAAGGAGAAGGAACCCGAAGUCAUUGCGUCCCCACCAGCUCCUGCUGAACACCACGACGAGAAGGAUACCCUCGAAAUUCUUCCGGCUGCACAAGAGCCUACUGCAGAUCUUCCCCAAGACAAUGAGCUUCCCGAUACUCUGGAGAAAUCUGCGGAACAAGAGCCAGCAGUUGUCUCCGACUCAGUACCGACCACAGCCGAAGCAGCUCAAGACGACAUUCAAACUGAUGAUACUGCCGACGACACAACACUUUCCAGAGAAAUUGUGUUACCUGCACCUGUAGAAGAAAGCGUGACGGAACCAGAGGUUGAGAAGGAGGUACCCUCCAGUCCUACACAUGGAAAGGAGACAUCUUCUCUUCCAGAGUACGAACCUGCGGCAAUUCCUACCGAGGAGACUCCUCUUGUUGUAACACAGGAGACUUCCACUCCUGCAGCCGAGGAGGUUAAGGAAGAAGCUUCAUCCAAGGAAACAGAUGUCACCGCCUCUACUGCAGACAAAGAUCUUCCAGCAGAGGAAGUACUCACUCCUGCCACUGAGGAAAAGGAAACUCCUGCACUUCCCGAGGACGAACCGGCAGCCAUUUCUCCAGAAGAAUCGCACGCUGCAGAGAGCGCGGUGUCUUCGGUCUCUGAGGAGAAGAAACCCGAAGUCAUUGCGUCCCCACCCACUCCUGCUGAACAGCACGACGAGAAGGAUACCGUCGACAUUCUUCCGGCUGCACAAGAGCCUACUGCAGAUCUUCCUCAAGACAAGGAGAUUCCCGAUACUCUGGAGAAAUCUGCGGAACAAGAGCGAGAAGUUGUCUCCGACUCAGUACCGUCCACAGCCGAAGCAGCUCAAGACGACAUAAAAACUCAUGAUACUGCCGACGACACAACACUUUCCAGAGAAAUUGUGUUACCUGCACCUGUAGAAGAAAGCGUGACGGAACCAGAGGUUGAGAAGGAGGUACCCUCCAGUCCUACACAUGGAAAGGAGACAACUUCUCUUCCAGACGACGAGCCUGCGGAAAUUCCUACCGAGGAGACUCCUCUUGUAGUAACACAGGAGACUUCCACUCCUGCAGACGAGGAGGUCAAAGAAGAAGAUUCACCCGAAGAAGCUUCACCCAAGGAAACAGAUGUCACCGCCUCUACUGCUGACAAAGAUCUUCCAGCAGAGGAAGUACUCACUCCUGCCACUGAGGAAAACAAAACUCCUGCACUUCCCGAAGACGAACCGGCAUCCAUUUCUCCAGAAGAAUCGCCCGCUGCAGAGAGCGACAUGUCUUCCGUCUCUGAGGAGAAGGAACCCGAAGUCAUUGCGUCCCCACCCACUCCUGCUGAACAGCACGACGAGAAGGAUACCCUCGACAAUCUUCCGGCUGCACAACAGCCUACUGCAGAUCUUCCCCAAGACAAUGAGAUUCCCGAUACUCUGGAGAAAUCUGCGGAACAAGAGCCAGCAGUUGUCUCCGACUCAGUACUGCCCACAGCCGAAGCAGCUCAAGACGACAUUAAAACUGAUGAUACUGCCGACGACACAACACUUUCCAGAGAAAUUGUGUUACCUGCACCUGUAGAAGAGAGCGUGACGGAACCAGAGGCUGAGAAGGAGGUACCCCCCAGUCCUACACAUGGAAAGGACACAUCUUCUCUUCCAGAGGACGAACCAGCGGCAAUUCCUACCGAGGAGACUCUUCUUCCAGUAACGCAGGAGACUUCCACUCCCGACGACAAGGAGCCGGAGGUCAUUCUCCCUCAAGAGGAAAUCACUGCCAUUCCUGCGGACGAGGAGAUCAAGGAAGAAGCUUCAUCCAAGGAAGCAGAUGUCACCACCUCUACUUCAGACAAAGAACUGACAGCAGAUGAAGUACACUCUGAGGAAAAGGAAGUUCCUGCAUCUUCAGAGGCCGAGCCGCCAGCCAUUUCUCCGGUAGAAUCGCCUGCUGCAGAGACCGAGGUAUCUUCAGUUUCUGAGGACAAGGAACCCGAAGUCAUUGCGUCCCCACCCACUCCUGCUGAACAGCACGACGAGAAGGAUACCGUCGACAUUCUUCCGACUGCACAAGAGCCUACUGCAGAUCUUCCCCAAGACAAGGAGCUUCCCGACACUCUGGAGAAAUCUGCGGAACAAGAGCCAGCACUUGUCUCCGACUCAGUACCGCCCACAGCCGAAGCAGCUGAGGAUGACAUGAAAACUGAUGAUACUGCCGACGACACAACACUUCCCAGAGAAAUUGUGUUACCUGCACAUGUAGAAGAGAGCGUGACGGAACCAGAGGCUGAGAAGGACGUACCCUCCAGUCCCAAACAUGAUAAGGAGACAUCUCUUCUUCCAGAGGACGAACCAGCGGCAAUUCCUACCGAGGAGACUCCUCUUCCAGUAACGCAGGAGACUUCCACUCCCGACGACAAGGAGCCGGAGGUCAUUCUCCCUCAAGAGGAAAUCACUGCCAUUCCUGCGGACGAGGAGAUCAAGGAAGAAGCUUCAUCCAAGGAAGCAGAUGUCACCACCUCUACUUCAGACAAAGAACUGACAGCAGAUGAAGUACACUCUGAGGAAAAGGAAGUUCCUGCAUCUUCAGAGGCCGAGCCGCCAGCCAUUUCUCCGGUAGAAUCGCCUGCUGCAGAGACCGAGGUAUCUUCAGUUUCUGAGGACAAGGAACCCGAAGUCAUUGCGUCCCCACCCACUCCUGCUGAACAGCACGACGAGAAGGAUACCGACGACAUUCUUCCGGCUGCACAAGAGCCUACUGCAGAUCUUCCCCAAGACAAUGAGAUUCCCGAUACUCUGGAGAAAUCUGCGGAACAAGAGCCAGCAGUUGUCUCCGACUCAGUACUGCCCACAGCCGAAGCAGCUCAAGACGACAUUAAAACUGAUGAUACUGCCGACGACACAACACUUUCCAGAGAAAUUGUGUUACCUGCACCUGUAGAAGAGAGCGUGACGGAACCAGAGGCUGAGAAGGAGGUACUCCCCAGUCCUACACAUGGAAAGGACACAUCUUCUCUUCCAGAGGACGAACCAGCGGCAAUUCCUACCGAGGAGACUCUUCUUCCAGUAACGCAGGAGACUUCCACUCCCGACGACAAGGAGCCGGAGGUCAUUCUCCCUCAAGAGGAAAUCACUGCCAUUCCUGCGGACGAGGAGAUCAAGGAAGAAGCUUCAUCCAAGGAAGCAGAUGUCACCACCUCUACUUCAGACAAAGAACUGACAGCAGAUGAAGUACACUCUGAGGAAAAGGAAGUUCCUGCAUCUUCAGAGGCCGAGCCGCCAGCCAUUUCUCCGGUAGAAUCGCCUGCUGCAGAGACCGAGGUAUCUUCAGUUUCUGAGGACAAGGAACCCGAAGUCAUUGCGUCCCCACCCACUCCUGCUGAACAGCACGACGAGAAGGAUACCGUCGACAUUCUUCCUACUGCACAAGAGCCUACUGCAGAUCUUCCCCAAGACAAGGAGCUUCCCGAUACUCUGGAGAAAUCUGCGGAACAAGAGCGAGCAGUUGUCUCCGACUCAGUACUGCCCACAGCCGAAGCAGCUCAAGACGACAUUAAAACUGAUGAUACUGCCGACGACACAACACUUUCCAGAGAAAUUGUGUUACCUGCACCUGUAGAAGAGAGCGUGACGGAACCAGAGGCUGAGAAGGAGGUACCCCCCAGUCCUACACAUGGAAAGGACACAUCUUCUCUUCCAGAGGACGAACCAGCGGCAAUUCCUACCGAGGAGACUCUUCUUCCAGUAACGCAGGAGACUUCCACUCCCGACGACAAGGAGCCGGAGGUCAUUCUCCCUCAAGAGGAAAUCACUGCCAUUCCUGCGGACGAGGAGAUCAAGGAAGAAGCUUCAUCCAAGGAAGCAGAUGUCACCACCUCUACUUCAGACAAAGAACUGACAGCAGAUGAAGUACACUCUGAGGAAAAGGAAGUUCCUGCAUCUUCAGAGGCCGAGCCGCCAGCCAUUUCUCCGGUAGAAUCGCCUGCUGCAGAGACCGAGGUAUCUUCAGUUUCUGAGGACAAGGAACCCGAAAUCAUUGCGUCCCCACCCACUCCUGCUGAACAGCACGACGAGAAGGAUACCGUCGACAUUCUUCCGACUGCACAAGAGCCUACUGCAGAUCUUCCCCAAGACAAGGAGCUUCCCGACACUCUGGAGAAAUCUGCGGAACAAGAGCCAGCAGUUGUCUCCGACUCAGUACCGCCCACAGCCGAAGCAGCUGAGGAUGACAUGAAAACUGAUGAUACUGCCGACGACACAACACUUCCCAGAGAAAUUGUGUUACCUGCACAUGUAGAAGAGAGCGUGACGGAACCAGAGGCUGAGAAGGACGUACCCUCCAGUCCCAAACAUGAUAAGGAGACAUCUCUUCUUCCAGAGGACGAACCAGCGGCAAUUCCUACCGAGGAGACUCCUCUUCCAGUAACGCAGGAGACUUCCACUCCCGACGACAAGGAGCCGGAGGUCAUUCUCCCUCAAGAGGAAAUCACUGCCAUUCCUGCAGACGAGGAGAUCAAGGACGAAGCUUCAUCCAAGGAAGCAGAUGUCAUCACCUCUACUGCAGACAACGAUCUUACAGCAGAUGAAGCACCCUCUGAGGAAAAGGAAAUUCCUGUACUUCCCCAGGCCGAACCGGCAGCCACAUCUCCAGAAGAAUCGCCCGCUGCAGAGAGCGAGGUGUCUUCAGUUUCUGAGGACAAGGAACCCGAAGUCAUUGCGUCCCCACCCACUCCUGCUGAACAGCACGACGAGAAGGAUACCGACGACAUUCUUCCGGCUGCACAACAGCCUACUGCAGAUCUUCCCCAAGACAAGGACCUUCACGCUACUCUGGAGAAAUCUGCGGAGGAAGAGCCAGCAGUUGUCUCCGAUUCAGUUCCGCCCACAACCGAAGCAGCUAGAGAUGAAAUCAAAACUGAUGAAACUGCCGACGUCACAACACUUUCCAGAGAAAUUGUGUUCCCUGCACAUAUGGAAGAUAGCGUGACGGGACCAGAGGCAGCGGACGAGGUACCCUGCAGUCCUGAACAUGAGGACGAGGUUUCACUUCUUUCAGAGAACGAGCCUGCAGCAAUUCCCGCCGAAGAGACUCCUCUCCCAGGAACCCAGAAGACUUCAUCUCCCGACGAGAAGGAACCGGAAGUCAUUCGUCCUCAAGAGGAUAUCACUUCCACUCCUGCAGGCGAGGAGAUCAAGGACGAAGCUUCAUCCAAGGAAGCAGCUGUCACCACCUCUACUGGAGACAAAGAACUGACAGCAGAUGAAGUACGCGCUACUCCCUCUGAGGAAACGGAAUUUCCUGCACUUCCCGAGGACGAACCAGUAGCCAUUUCUGCAGAAGAAUCGUCCGCGGCAGGUAGCGAAGUCCCUUCAGUUUCUGAGGAGAAGGAACCCGAAGACAUUGCUUCCCCAGCCACUCCUGCUGAUCAGCAAGACGAGAAGGAUACGGACGAGAUUCUUCCGGCUGCACAUGAGCCUACUGCAGAUCCUCCCCAAGACAAGGUGCUUCAUGAUACUCUUGAGAAAUCUGCGGAAGAAGAGCCUGCAUUGGCGCCCACAACAGAAGCAGCUGCGGAUGACACUAACACUGAUGACACUGCCGACAACACGGCACUUUCAAAAGAAAUUAUUCUACCUGCACAUGUAGAAGACACCGUGCAGGAACCAGAGGCUGCGGAGGAGGUCCCUUCAAUCCCUCAGCAAGAGAAGAAUAUUUCUCCUCUUGCAGACGACGAACCUGCAGACAUUUCUACCGAGGAGACUCCUCUUCCAGGAACCCAGGUGACUUCAAGUCCCGAGGAGAAGGAACCGAAAGUCAUUCCUUCUCAAGAGGAUAUAGCUUCUUCUCCUGGAGAUGAGGAGAUCAAGGAAGAUUCUUCACCCCAGGAACCAGAUGUCACCACCGCUACUGGAGACAAAGAACUUACAGCAGAUGAAGAACUCACUCCUCCUUCAGCGGAGAAGGAAAUUUCUAACCUUCCCGAGGACGAAUCAGCAGCCAUUUCUCCAGAGGAAUCGCCCGCUGCAGGAAGCGAGGUCUCUUCCAUUCACGAGGAGAAGGAACCCGAAGUCCUUGCUUCCCCAGCUACUCCUUCUGAAGAGCACGACGAGAAGGAUGCAGAAGCUCCAAACACCGACGAUAUUCUUGCGGCUGCAGAAGAGCACCUUGCAGAUACUCCCCAAGAGAAGGAGCUUCAUGACACUCUUGAGAAAUCUGCGGAGGAAGAGCCUGCAUCAUCGCCCACAACCGAAGCAGCUGCUGAUGACACUAACACUGAUGACACUGCCGACGACACAACACAUUCCAAAGAAAUUUUGGUACCUGCACAUGUAGAAGACACCGUGAAGGAACCAGAGGCUGCGGAGGAGGUCCCUUCAAUUCCUCAGCAAGAAAAGGAGAUAUCUCCUCUUCCAGAAGACGAACCUGCAUCAAUUCCUGCCCAAGAGACUCCUCUUCCAAGAACCCAGGUGACUUCAACUCUCGAAGAGAAGGAACCGGAAAUCAUUCCUCCUCAAGAGGAAAUCGAUUCUACUCCUGGAGGCGAGGAGAUCAAGGAAGAAGCUUCACCCAAGGAAGCAGCUGUCACCACCUCUACUGCAGACAAAGAUCUUACAGCAGAUGAAGUACUCGCUCCUCCCUCUGAGAAAAAGGAAACUCCUGCACUUCCCGAGGACGAACCAGCAGCCAUUUCUCCAGAAGAAUCUUCCGCGGCAGGUAGCGAGGUGUCUUCAGUUUCUGAGGAGAAGGAACCCGAAGUCAUUGCUUCCCCAGCCACUCCAGAUGAACAGCACGACGAGAAGGAUACCGACGACAUUCUUCCGGCUGCACAAGAGCCUACAGCGGACGCUCCAGCCCUUUCUCGAGAAUUUGUGUUACCUGCACAUGUAGAAGAUACCGUGAAGGGACUACAAGCUGAGGAGGAGGUCAUCGGUACUCCUGUAAAAGAGGAUAUAUCUACUCUUGCCGGCGAUGGACAUCCAGCCAUUCCUAGCGAAGAAACAAGCAGUGCAGGAAGUGAGGUGACUCCAAAUCUUGCAGAGAAAGAAGCCGAAGUGAUUGAUGCUGUAGAGGAUAACUUUGUUACUCAUGCAGAUGAAGGGGUCUCUUCUACUCUUGCUGACAGCGAACCUGCAGCCAUUUCCAGCGGAAAAGCUCAUCCUGCAGAAGAGGAGGUAACUUCCAGUCUUGAGGAGAGAGAGACUGAAGGCAUUCCUACUGAGAGGGAGGUCCUUGGCUCUGGUGAUCUAGACGAGAAGCAACCUGGAGCAAUUCUCACCGAAGAAACUCUACUUGCAGGAGAAGAGGUGACUUCUUUUUCUGAGAUGAAGGAACUUCAAGCCAUUCAGUAUGAGGAGGACGCCCGUGCUUCCACUGCUGAUGAAGAGGUGACUUCUACUAUUGUCAAGGAUGAAGCAGCUGAUGUAGCGGAAACCUCUGCCGUUGUCGAAGAUCUCACAGAGAAGGCCAUGAAAACAACCGAUGGGGAGGAGACCUCUCAAAUCGUUGGGGAUGUCACAAGGGAAGCACCCGCGGUCGCAGCUGUGGAGACUAAAAUUGAAGAGGCUGUGGUGGACAAUUCACUGUCAAGGGAGAUUCCUUUGCCUGUUGUCGCUUCUACCAAUGUGCAGGAGGCAAUAGACACUCAUGAGGAGAAAGAGAGUUCCCCAGGCGUGGACUCUACAACAGAGGAAGUUGAAGUAGGUUCAAUUCUGGAGAAGGAGAUUGAAGCGCUUCUACUGCAGGCAAUUGUCGAUGAGGAGGUCAUAUCCAGACCAGCUCUCCAAUCUGGAGAUGAGGAAGUGACAUCAGGGCCAAAGGAGAAUGCUGAACCGGAAGUUCACACCAAGACAGUCGAUAUCACUACUACAUCCUCAGAAGGUGAAGGGGUACUGAUUCCGGCAGUGGUGCCUGUUGUUGGAGAGUCGCCGAAAGAAAAAGAAAUUCUUUUGAGGAGCACCUCGGGAGAAGAGCUGUAUACUUCAGGAUCCGAACUUGAAGUGGGAACAGAAGAUUGUGAAUGUCCAUCCUGUCUUUACAAACUCUACCUGGUGAGGGAACACAGUGCGAAGUCAGACUUCAUGGUGGAAAUGGAAGCUGAGGUGGAAUCACCAAGUGAAGUACCUGUUUCGGAACCAUCUUCUGUAGAACAAGAAGUAACAAAUGUACAACCGCAACACAAGCUUGGAGCGCAUGUCCUACCAGAAUGUAGCGCUGGGAAUGUGGAUAUUUCCACUUCAGACCUUGAGUUGGAGGCAAAACAUCCAGAAGAGCCGAAGGAGGACAUUAUAUCUUACAUCAAAGCAUCCGGCACGAAGAAAGCCACAGUGACCGAAGAUUAUCCAUUGGUUACGAAAGGGGAGGACAUCGUACUCAAUGGAAAUGGAUCAGCACUCCAGGUGAAUGGCUAUUCCAACGGAUCAGCAACGAGGGAUGGACUACACUUGUAAAAGUGCGCCACAACAAACGGGCACCCAACGGGAGACUGACUCCUGCUCGUGAAAACUUACCCUUAGACGGUAGAUCACGAGUCCAUGGGCAUCAAUUCUCGGACAUGUUUCGGCUAUCAUGUGGACCCAUCGAAACAGCCCCCCACCAUAAACAGAUGCUUUAGAAAGCAUCUGUUCAGCGUCCCGAGAAAACUAGUUUCAUCGAGCGUACUUAUAUAUAGAAUCUUUUGUGAGUUCACAUCCUCAAUACUUACAGCUAUCGGACCGUUUUGGUCGGUAAACAAUAACAAGUAGGCCUAUUCUUAAAAGUAGCAGACUUUGAUUACAUCACUCAAGUUUUCAAAGCGAGAACAGGCAGAUUCUGUUUGUAUGACUGACAAUUCAUUUUGAAUGAUAUCUAUCGGUUUC